AUGGCCUGGAUCGAGCGAAACGGCGGCAAAUACUCUGCGAAGGUCAACAAGAGCGUGACCCACCUCAUCGCCAGUAAAGAGGCAUACAAGAAACCCGCCGACGCUGUACAACAAGCCACCGACCUCGGCAUUCACGUAGUCAGCUAUGACUGGUUCGACGACUCGUUACAAGCGAAGAAGAAGCUUGGUACUAGGAAGUACACGUGGGAAGUGCUUAUGAAAGAGAGGAGGAAGAAGAAAGAGCUCAAGAGGAUAGGUACUCUGGCGGAUGGCAGUAAGUUCAGGAAAGGUUGUGAGAACAUCGAAGGGUUGACUGGAUCAGGUACGUCGAAGACAUCUCCCGUUGUUGCGAGAAAGCCAAGGAAGAGCAAGAGUUUCUUCUUUGCCACGUCUGCCCCGGCUGUUGCACCCAUCCCUUUUGUUUCUGCAAAAGAAGACCUCUUACGUAGGAGGGCAGAAAGAGCAGCUGCAUUGACUGAGGGUACUGGAGCUGGAGCUUGUGAGGGCCAGGCGAAGAACUCGGUUGAAGUCAUUGACGACACUCCAAGCCCGGCCAGCCAAUCUCCAAAGCCUGCCGCUCUUAUCCAGACACCUCCCAAGAAAUCCAAGCCCCCUGGUACCUCCAAGAAAGUACCUCAAGCUAAGAUUUCUCACUGGAAAGAGGAUUAUCACUACUAUCAAGAUACGGACGGCUUCGAGUACAAGAUCCUGCUUGUACGCGUGGACAAUCCUCCCUUUGGCUCUGCAAAUGUAAGCUCUAACCGUACAAAAUGCUUAUGA
Molecule: messenger RNA, 780 nt
Organism: Alternaria infectoria
Lineage: Eukaryota; Fungi; Ascomycota; Dothideomycetes; Pleosporales; Pleosporaceae
Exons: 2
Coding region: 1-780 (259 amino acids)
Source: RefSeq, a predicted model, not a curated record